AAGGGAAUUCACUCUUACGUACGUACGUAGGGGUUUCACGAAAAACAACAGGAAAAAAAUUAACACACGACGGAAUUACGCUUGGCGUCAUCAAUGCAGAAUGUUUACAUGAAUCUUUUUUCCUAACGUGACGGCCAUGAUAGGCAGGUUCGGUUCGUCAAAUGUGAAAGAUUAAAAGCCCUUCGCAAUCCGAGUUCUUGAUCAAGUUCCCAUUCUGUGUCAGAAACAAGCACACUCCCUAAGGACUAUCUCCAGAUCGUGAACCUUUCCCGUGUCAUGAUGAUCCUCAUUUUGUUCUCGAUCAUUAUAGUGUUAAGUCUAGUGCAAUAUGUUCGGUUCCAGAGAAAAAUGUUGUUCGCAAAAGAUCUGCUGACAGUGCAACCAUGUUAUCCAGUGGUCGGAAAUGGACUUUUGUUCCUCGGGAAGAGUGGUGAAGAACGGUUCUACAAUCUGGCUGGUGUGCUAAACAACCCCGCCAAAUUAUUUAAAAUGUGGCUAGGCGUGUAUCCCGUUAUAUGUACAAGUGAUCCUAGCAUGGCUCAAAAAAUCCUCACAAAUCCAAACUGUAUGCAGAAACCAUUUAUUUACAAUUUCUUCAAAUUAGAUUAUGGACUUUUUGGGGCACACUACAACGUAUGGAAGAAGCAACGGAAACACCUGAACCCGACAUUCAAUCAGAAAAUUUUGAACGGAUUUGUGCCAAUCUUCGACAGAUGUGCACAAAAUCUGGUCCAAACACUUGCUGCUCUUCCGGAGGGCGAAUCGAUAAAUAUUACGGAUUAUGUGAAUCGGUGUACACUGGAGAUGGUCUGUGCAACCACUAUCGGUGCUGAUUGCAAUAAAAAUCCGGGCGUGAAUAAACUUAUGACAUUGAUUAUAGGAAUAUUUAAUCUGGCAUCAGCGCGAAUUCUCAACAUGCACUUGUAUUGGGAAAGGAUCUACCAACUGACAAAGGAGUAUAGAGAAGAACAGCUAAUGCGAACAGAAGCUUACAACUACGCUAACCAGAUUCUUCAGGAUGCCGUUAACUGUCGAAGUAAACAAGCGAAUCGUGCCGAGAGUGAUGAAACUGAUGACGAUGGAUACCGACGGCCGCAAAUCUUUAUCGAUCAAUUGUUGGAACUCCAAGAAGCCAAUAAACUAGAAGACAUUGAAGUUAUACACAAUGUGUAUACCGUUAUUGUCGGAGGCUCGGAUACGUCAGGUACGGAACUGGGCUAUGCUGCACUCGUGCUCGCGUCGUAUCCCCAAAUCCAGGAGAAAGUGUACAAGGAAAUUGUAGAGGUAUUUCCAUUGGAGGACCCAGUCAACUUCACACAGGAAACGUUGAAACAGUUAGAGUACACCGAAAUGUUCCUCAAAGAAUGUCUUCGAUUGUACCCCAUUGGUCCACACCUCAUGCGUGAAGGAAUUGCAGAAUUUGAAUUGGACGGGAUGAAGGUUCCAAAAGGUAUGUUCUAUUUAGUAAGCAUAUACAAUAUGCAUCGGAAUAAAGAAGUUUGGGGACCGAACGCGGACAAGUUUGAUCCAGAAAAUUUCACCCCGGAGCGAAGCAGUGGUCGUCAUCCAUUCGCGUUUCUCCCGUUCAGUGGAGGAAACCGGAAUUGCAUCGGUAGUCGAUAUGCAAUGAUCAGUAUGAAGAUUAUUCUGGUACAUUUGUUGAGGAACUUUUCACUGUCAUCUAACAUGAAGCUGGAAGAUUUGCGAUUUGAGUUUGACGCCCUGCUGAGGACAACCAAAGAACCUCAAAUUAUUCUCGAACAACGAAAAUUCUCACCACUCUUCGUAAGCUAGAUACAAGUGUCACAUGUUGCUUUCUCUUCAUUGAUAUCA
This is a messenger RNA of Toxorhynchites rutilus septentrionalis, 1833 nucleotides long. RefSeq names its product cytochrome P450 4c21-like. NCBI's taxonomy places the organism in Eukaryota, Metazoa, Arthropoda, Insecta, Diptera, Culicidae. Gene Ontology annotation, molecular function: heme binding; monooxygenase activity; iron ion binding. Bases 277 to 1794 code for a protein of 505 amino acids. The transcript is spliced from 6 exons. The record is from RefSeq and is a predicted model, not a curated record.